Cuscuta epithymum is the source of this 1021-nucleotide messenger RNA. The record is from the annotation of a GenBank genome assembly. Lineage: Eukaryota; Viridiplantae; Streptophyta; Magnoliopsida; Solanales; Convolvulaceae.
GACGGGAUUUCGACAUGCGUAGGUCUUAUCAUUCGAAAUCCUAAAAAUAGAAAGAUAUCUGUUGCCCAUAUAGAUAUUCCCAAUAUUGUUGAAGAUGGCCUACUCCAAAUGCUAUCUUCCAUUUCUGAUCAGGACUCCAAUGAUAGUUAUGAUGUGCACUUAAUCGGUGGUUACAAAGACAUUCCAUAUGAACAUAAAAAGUGGCGAGAAGGAGUUUCUCUUACCCUAUGUUCCAAGAUAAUUGAAGUCCUAUUCAAUAACCCUGCAAAAUUCAACAUUCGAACUCUGCAUGUUCUUGAUCACAAUACUCAAUAUGAUGAAGAGGGAAAUGCCUAUAGAAUCUUCCAAGGUUUCAUUGUGGCAACUGAUAGCGGGUCAAUACUUCCUGCACACUUUCAUGAAACUACAAGAGGCCCAGAUGUAAUGGUUAGAGAAGUUCGUCGAAAUCUUUGCGCCGGUGAUUCGACUUGGAAGCAUAGGUUGUUAGACACCUAUGACACUGAAUCUGACAGAUACAGCAUUGCUCCUUGUUAUUGGGAUGAAAGUGUAUUAGGAAGAGUUAAACAUCUACUAGAAUUAUCUGAUGAAGAGUUCGCUAAGGUGUAUUAUUAUGCUCCACCUGUCCAGAUUGAUCAUAACUACAUACGUUAUUUGAAAAGCAUUGUUGGAUAUAUUGUGGAACAUCCAAAUUGGAAAAACGUUUUUCCCAAUGGAAAGCCACGAGAGUUUAAGAGAAUCCCCAAUGGAGAUUGGAUGGCAAUUUCUAUGGUGGCAACUGAGGAUCGUGUUUCUAGAUUUCGUUCUCAGCUAAAGCGCUUUUUCAAUUGUAUCGUGCGUCUUAAAUUCAAAAUGCUCUCCAUGUAUCAUCGUUGAGUGUAAUAUUCUCAAUAAUUUCCAAACAAUUUAUUUACACUCAUGUACAUAUGAUAACUACUUAAAAUCAGUAUAUAUGUAUCAUACAUACUAAUAAAGUAUUGUAAUUAUGUAUGUUUGCAGUGUGAAUGGGUAAUUUGUCAUCAUU